AUGACAGGAGUGUUUGACAGAAGAGUCCCCAGCAUCCGUUCCGGCGACUUCCAAGCUCCGUUCCCGACGUCUGCCGCCAUGCAUCAUCCGUCUCAGGAAUCGCCAACUUUGCCCGAGUCGUCGGCCACCGAUUCUGACUACUACAGUCCCGCGGGGGCCGCCCCGCACGGCUACUGCUCUCCUACCUCUGCUUCCUACGGCAAAGCGCUCAACCCCUACCAAUACCAGUACCACGGCGUGAACGGCUCCGCAGCCGGCUACCCGCCCAAGGCUUACGCCGACUACAGCUACGCCAGCCCCUACCACCAGUACGGCGGCGCCUACAACCGCGUCCCGAGUGCCACCAGCCAGCCAGAGAAAGAAGUGGCGGAGCCAGAAGUGAGGAUGGUGAAUGGUAAACCAAAGAAAGUUCGUAAACCCAGGACUAUUUAUUCCAGCUUUCAGCUGGCCGCAUUACAGAGAAGGUUUCAGAAGACUCAGUACCUCGCCCUGCCAGAACGCGCCGAGUUGGCUGCCUCUCUGGGACUGACGCAAACACAGGUGAAAAUCUGGUUUCAGAACAAAAGAUCCAAGAUCAAGAAGAUUAUGAAAAACGGGGAGAUGCCCCCGGAGCACAGUCCCAGCUCCAGCGACCCUAUGGCGUGUAACUCGCCACAGUCACCAGCGGUAUGGGAGCCCCAGGGCUCAUCCCGCUCUCUCAGCCACCACCCUCAUGCCCACCCUCCGACCUCCAACCAGUCCCCCGCGUCCAGCUACCUGGAGAACUCGGCUUCCUGGUACCCAAGCGCAGCCAGCUCAAUCAAUUCCCACCUGCCGCCACCGGGCUCCUUGCAGCACCCGCUGGCCCUGGCCUCCGGGACGCUCUAUUAG
Arvicola amphibius (Eurasian water vole) is the source of this 870-nucleotide messenger RNA. It is a transcript of the gene Dlx5, whose product is annotated as distal-less homeobox 5. Bases 1 to 870 code for a protein of 289 amino acids. The transcript is spliced from 3 exons. The record is from RefSeq and is a predicted model, not a curated record. NCBI's taxonomy places the organism in Eukaryota, Metazoa, Chordata, Mammalia, Rodentia, Cricetidae. Gene Ontology annotation, biological process: cell differentiation; regulation of transcription by RNA polymerase II; anatomical structure formation involved in morphogenesis. Gene Ontology annotation, molecular function: DNA-binding transcription factor activity, RNA polymerase II-specific; RNA polymerase II cis-regulatory region sequence-specific DNA binding.